Gossypium arboreum is the source of this 867-nucleotide messenger RNA. RefSeq names its product zinc finger protein ZAT11. The coding region runs from base 264 to 767 and encodes 167 amino acids. NCBI's taxonomy places the organism in Eukaryota, Viridiplantae, Streptophyta, Magnoliopsida, Malvales, Malvaceae. Gene Ontology annotation, biological process: response to chitin; response to stress. The transcript has a single exon. The record is from RefSeq and is a predicted model, not a curated record.
GCAGUAAACGGAUUUCAUUCUCAAAGCUCAUGAUUCAGCUUUUAUGACAGCCGCCGACAAAUGGGUUAGUUGUCUUUUAGAAUAGUCAAAAUAAUAGUCAAACUUAUCAGCUGUUCAAGAGUAUUGAGAGUUUCCCUUCAAUAUAUAAACCUCAAACACACCUUCCCCACUUCCUCAUCUUCUUUUACCCAUUACAAACAGCAGAAAACAAAACCCAGAUUUCAUAGUGAUCAGAUCUGUGAGUUAUACCUGUCAGCCGAGCAAUGAAAAGAGAAAGAGAAAGUGUAGAAAUUCAGGGGUUUGACAUUGCUAAAUGUCUAAUGCUGUUAUCUCAGGGCCUGGAGACCACGCCUAAAGAGCAUUCGGUGAGCGAGGUCUUCGAGUGCAAAACUUGUCACCGUUGCUUCCCAUCCUUCCAAGCAUUGGGGGGUCACCGGGCUAGCCACAAGCGACCCAAAUUGAUGGGGGACAAAUCAAAUGAAAAACCACAAUUCCUUUGUUUAUCAACCAAGCCUAGGACUCAUGAGUGCUCCAUCUGCGGCCAAGAGUUUUCAACGGGGCAAGCUCUGGGUGGCCAUAUGAGGAGGCAUCGAGCUACCAUGAACGAAAGCUUCUCGCCCUUUCCACUUGUUCCGACGGUGCCGGUGUUGAAGAGAUCGAAUAGUAGUCGGAGGGUUGUUUGCUUGGACUUGAAUUUGACUCCUUUGGAGAACGAUUUACAAGUUCUAUUUGGCAACAAGGCUCCCAAGGUUGAUCUUUGCAUUUGAUACCAUUAUUCCCAUAAGAAACUCACAAUUUUCUUUUGUUUUGUACAACAUGUGAAAAAUUCUUUUUCUCCCUUUGAUUUGUAUUCUUUCAUGUGUUUGU